AUGCCCCUGCGCAAACAUACGAAGCCUCCGCCGAGAUUCACUUUUGUGACUCCGGAAUUUGAAGGCAACCAAAUGAGAUGGUUAAAGACUCAUUCAGACGCAACAAGAAGUCACGCCGCAUAUUGGAGUGGGCCUGCAAAACGUCGAUGGCAAUCCGGCAAAGAGAGCAUCAAAAAGGAGGAUAGCGCCAACGCUCGAGGGACUUUUGCAGAUGAGCGCACUUACCCACACACCGCCCAAGUUGAGCAUCGCUGUUCAGUUGCUCGGACUCUCCAAUGCCAGGGGUCAACAGCGGCAACGGAUAGAAAGAUUUUACCCCAGAGAGGAGACUAUUCGACAUUUCGCCAGAUAGAACCCACUGGUUCACGAUGUACCCAAGGUCUUCCGCCAGGUUUGAAAGAGACCAAUUCUCUUUCAGUCGACUUGACAGUUCUCAAAUUCUAUAACGAAGACUUUAUGAAAAGGUUUGUCAUGGUUGACAAUGCCGACAGUACCCUGAUUUUCACUAGCUGCCUUCUACUUGGCUACGCUUAUCACCUGGCACUGACAGGGCAGGGGACCAUGACCAUGUUGCUAGAAUUGAAGAGCCAGGUUAUACGCCACCUGACAGCGAAGAUGAAUAUUUCAGAUGGACUGCUUAGCCCCCGAUGCCUCAUCGCAAUAUUGGCCCUGGGAGCUCCAAUUGUCUGUCUAGUAUCUAGAGACUUACCAAGAUGCCUCAGAAUUGGGGAAUCUAUCAACAUGAUGUUGGAGGAAGAGUGCUUAUGCAGUGAAGAAUCGGCAAUGUUCUCUCCAGCCUCACUCCACGAGCAAGUUGUUCACCGGUCAGCAUUACGCAGACUGUUCCUGAAAGCUAGGGCUAAUUUCCAAGACCCGGAAAGCGUCGCAUUACUGCAGUAUAUCUCUAAUUAUAUGAAUAUGUGCGUACCUAUAAGUUUUCUAUCAAUGGCUAUUGGGGACGCUGAUUGUUUACACACUACUCCGCCGGAGAUUAAGAAACUGUUCUCAGCUACCACUCCAUGUCAGGGUUGUACUGUACCAGAACAGUGGAUAUCUCCUCUUACACCUCUUACUUCUCAAUGGCAGGAAGACUCGUCUAUGGUGUACAUUGAAAGCCGAAUGAUGUUGCUUACAGCACUGAUGCAGAAGUGGCUCGCGACAUUCCUUGACGAAAACGAUCAAUUAUUACCUCUCACACAGGAGCUGUUACAAAAGCGUGCAGACCUUCGUGAAAAGAUUGAGAGUUUUGCGCCGGCAACAAUGAAGUCUAAUGCUGAAGAAGAAGCCAUGUAUGAAUGUUGCCGGCACGUCACUUCGAUACUAUUAACCGCGGAAAAGCUACGCAUCCCAAUCCAUGCUGCAGCGGACCAUGUGGAAUCUAAACUUAACCUUACAAAGUCGUUUCGUCAAACAGAUCUCACAAAUCUUUGGGGCAGGCACAAGGGUUUGCUGUUUUGGGUUGCUGCAACAUGUCAGUUCGCAACAGCGAGUCAGUGCUCUCCUUUACUAUAUACAACGCUUCUUGCACGACUAGUACAGGAGCUCUCGAUGUCAAACAUUUACACUGAGAUAGCUCUUGGCUCUUUAAAAAGACUAAAGCAAUUCGAGGGCUUGUGCUGCUAUCAGGAAUCCCGGCCAAGCUGCGGCGAAUAG
Molecule: messenger RNA, 1653 nt
Organism: Trichoderma harzianum CBS 226.95
Lineage: Eukaryota; Fungi; Ascomycota; Sordariomycetes; Hypocreales; Hypocreaceae
Exons: 2
Coding region: 1-1653 (550 amino acids)
Source: RefSeq, a predicted model, not a curated record